UCUUAUCCCCCCAACUCUCUCCACUCCAAUGCCAUCAUGGUACUCGGUCUCAGGACUAUAUAAGCAUCCAGUGCUUGCCUGAAGGAAUCACACCCUGCAAAGUCUCAAGCACAAUGAAGGGGUUGGCGGUGAUCCUCGCGAGCCUCUGUUUUUUGGCGGUUUCGCUCGCCGUUCCCGAUCGGCUUGGUGGGCAUCAUAACCACCCUCCGCAUGCCCACCCGCCACCCCAGAAUGGUUACAAAUUACCUCCACCACCACCCCAGCCUCCUACGUAUGUGCCCCCCACCAAAACCCCGCCUCCACCUCCUGUUCCCCCAAUCUACCGGUCCUACACCACCGCCACUCCCUCAACCUACCGCCCCUACACCACCGCCACUCCCUCAACCUACCGGCCCUACACCACUGCUAAGCCCCCACCCUAUACAUAUGGGCCACCUAUCACGACAACCUACCGGCCCUACACCACCGCCACUCCCUCAACCUACCGCCCCUACACCACUGCCAAGCCCCUACCCUAUACAUAUGGGCCACCUGUCACAACAGAGAAGCCGAAGUACUGGUUCGAUUGGGCAGUAAACGACCAUUAUUCCGGCAACGAAUAUAACAUGCAGGAACACCGUGACGGAGAAAAGACCGAGGGAUUCUACAACGUUUUGCUUCCCGACACGCGAGUCCAGAAAGUCACUUACACUGUCGACGGCGACUCCGGUUUCGUGGCUGUAGUUACUUACGAAGGAGAGGCUAAGGAACCUACACACGGACACACUUAUCUGCCUCCUACUCCUCCUACACCUCCUUCCAAAUAUGGUACUCCUCGUACACCUCCUCCUUCCAGCUAUGGUGCUCCUCAUUAAUGUCGAUAAGCUUCUCUCAAAGUAUCGAAAUAAUUAUUUAUUACUUAAUAUUCUAGCCUUACUAAAACAAAUAUAUGAAUGCCAAACCAACAAUCAUCACUGAUUUCCUGUUGUAAUCAGAGAAUUGAAAUAAAGUCAU
Penaeus indicus is the source of this 993-nucleotide messenger RNA. RefSeq lists its product as uncharacterized. Gene Ontology annotation, cellular component: extracellular matrix. The record is from RefSeq and is a predicted model, not a curated record. The coding region runs from base 114 to 854 and encodes 246 amino acids. Lineage: Eukaryota; Metazoa; Arthropoda; Malacostraca; Decapoda; Penaeidae. The transcript is spliced from 3 exons.